Messenger RNA from Effrenium voratum, 576 nucleotides. The record is from the annotation of a GenBank genome assembly. NCBI's taxonomy places the organism in Eukaryota, Dinophyceae, Suessiales, Symbiodiniaceae.
AUGACCCGCAUUCUCGAUCGCCGCGCCGUCCUUGGCAUCCUCGCCGGCGGCGCCGCCACAUUCACCGCCCUGCCCCAGGCGCUGGCACAAUCGACGCCGACGGCCGCCGAACUGCUCGAACGGCUGGGCGCCGAUCCAUCCAUGGUGAUCGCGCCGGACGCACGCGUAUCUGUGCGCGAACUCACCCGCCGGCGUGAUUUGCGCCGGAUCGCGCCGUCGGUCGAUGUCCAGUCGAUCAAUUUCGCGUUCGGUUCGGCCCGCAUUCCGCCACGCGAGAUCUGGAAGAUCGACGAGAUCGCCAGCGCGAUGCGCCAGCUUCUGCGCCGCCGCGGACGCGAGCUGUUCCUGAUCGAAGGGCAUACCGAUGCGGUCGGCUCGAACGAGGCCAAUCUGCGCCUGUCGCGGGCGCGGGCGCGCUCGGUCGCCGAUGAACUGGCCCGGUCCGGCAUUCCAAACAAUGCGAUUGAGACGAUCGGUUACGGCGAGGAAGACCUUCUGGUGCCGACCCAGCGCGCCGACUGGCGCAACCGGCGCGUGACGCUGCGCCGCGUCACCGAUCUCGUCAUCGGCUACUGA